Messenger RNA from Hemibagrus wyckioides, 2690 nucleotides. RefSeq names its product SLAM family member 9. NCBI's taxonomy places the organism in Eukaryota, Metazoa, Chordata, Actinopteri, Siluriformes, Bagridae. The transcript has 6 exons. The record is from RefSeq and is a predicted model, not a curated record. The coding region runs from base 155 to 1414 and encodes 419 amino acids.
UUAAUGUAUAUAAUAUCUUAAGUAUAAACACUAUACCUUGGAAUAUAGUGUUUAUACUUAAGUUCGUGUUCUUUUCUUUACUUCCGCUAGGUUUCUGGUGUGUGGUGUGGUUUGCAUGAGGAAGUCAGCAUUUAACAGGAUAUUCUAAAACAACAUGUCUGUCCGUUACUGUUUGUAUCAGAUGUUACUGCAUUCAAUUUUGGUUAUUUCAAUAAUCUUCCUGCCGAGUUGUGUCUGUCAAGCUGGGAAUGAUAAUGAGAGAAAAGUUACUGGUUACCUUGGUGAGCAAGUUGUCCUGAAAUUAGAUGUUAAGCCAACCCAGAAGCUUACGUCAAUUCAGUGGUCAAUCUACAAAAAUGUUACUUUAAUUGCAUUGUUUCAACAUGGUGUACUCAUCAGAUACAAGAAUGGAUUUGAUGUCAACACAACUUCGGGUGAUUUAAUAAUUAAAAAUUUAACGGCCAAUGAUGCACUAAAAUACAGAGUGGAUCUGGAAAUUAAUGAUGAAGAUCAGCGUACCAUUUAUGUGCAGCUGUCUGUUCAAGAUCAAAUCAGCAAGCCAAACAUAACUCUACUGCACAGUUUCCUGGAUGCAGAGAAAUGUGUGAUCUCACUUAAGUGCUCAUCACUAAGUAAUAAAAUUUUUCUCAGUUGGAAACAUGAGCAUGAAUUCACUGAGCACUUCUCUAGUGACUGUCCCAAUGUCACUAGAGAGUCAGUGAUGUGGACAUCCUUAAGGACCAACAGACCUGUAAGCUUCACCUGCAUUGCUACUGAUGGGAAUCGCAGUGAGUCACGCAAAUGGAGUGGGAAAUGUCCAGAACCGGUUUACACUCCUUGCACUUCAAGAGGCACUGGAGCAGCCAUAGUAUUCACCGGAUUACUGAUGAUAAUCUUCUGUUUAUGUUGUAAAGGGUGUUUAUAUGGACAAUGUACAAGAGAGGAUGAGACUACCAGUCCACUGGUGAAGACCACACUGAAGACAUCCACAUCAGGAGAGGAUGUGAAGACCACACUGAAGACAUCCACAUCAGGAGAGGAUGUGAAGACCUCACUGGAGACAUCCACAUCAGGAGAGGAUGUGAAGACCACACUGAAGACAUCCACAUCAGGAGAGGAUGUGAAGACCUCACUGGAGACAUCCACAUCAGGAGAGGAUGUGAAGACCACACUGAAGACAUCCACAUCAGGAGAGGAUGUGAAGACCUCACUGGAGACAUCCACAUCAGGAGAGGAUGUGAAGACCACACUGAAGACAUCCACAUCAGGAGAGGAUGUGAAGACCACACUGGAGACAUCCACAUCAGGAGAGGAUGUGAAGACCACACUGGAGACAUCCACAUCAGGAGAGGAUGUGAAGACCACACUGGAGACAUCCACAACAGGAGAGGAUGUGAAGACCACACUGGUGUGAAGACCAAACAGGAGAAGCAGGCAAACAAGAGAGCAAGUGAAAAGCCUUUUGGAAAAAAAUUCAUCCUCUUCCUGUUCUGUGUAAUGGUGCAGAAAGGGUCAAUGUUUUGUCCAUAACAACAGGUAAAAACAUGCAAGUCCUGCAGGUGCAUUUUCAGGCUGUGAACAGGCUUAAUGUGCAACAGUAAUUAAAUUAAGAAGAAUCAUUACCUACUUACCUACUUACCUACUGCAGAUUAUUCGAAUAACCAAAAUUGAAUGCAAAAACUUUAGAUACAACGAGUAAAAGACAGACAUGUUGUUUCAGAAUGUUCCUGUCUCUAAAUGUUCAGUCACUUUCUCAUGAAUGUACUACCACAAACUCCUGGAUGGAAAAAAAGCUUGUAAUUUAAACAUAUCCCCAUAUAUCCAGGUUCAGAAUAUGGAUUUGUUCAUAUUUUUAAACCUAACAUUACAUUUAAUUCACUAUUACCUAAUUUUUUAUUGGGUAAAUGUUCAGCUUCCAGCAUAAUAAUGCACCAUGUUACAGAGCAAAAGUCGUCUCAAACUGGUUUCAUGAACAAAACAGUGAGUCACCAGAUUUGAAUCUAAUAGAGACCCUGUGGGAUGUGGUAGAACAGGAGAAUCACAGCAUGAGAAUGUACCUGAAAUAUCUGCAGAAAUUGUGUGAUGCAAUCAUAUUAACAUGGACCAUCAUCAACAUCAUCAUCAUCAUCAUCCUCACUUACGUUAACGAGUUCCGAAGCUGUAUUAGGCAAUGCAUGCUUAGUCUAAAUGAUGAGAAAUUAAUGAUACAUUAAAUAAUCCACUUUAUUCAUGUUCAGUACACCUAUGAUUAAUUCUGUCUUUACAGUAGGGUACAACAAGCCACUGGUAUUGCUUGUAGUUUGUCUCUUGUGGUUGUGAAAGUAUUGUCAUAUUGUCACUCAUAGGCAUAUACCAGUGGCUGUAGCCUGCAGAACCUGAUAAACUAUGGAAUAUUAUUUAUUUGUCUUUAAAAUGCACCUAGAAUAAAAUAAAAUAAAAAAAAGCACAAAUAAAGAAUUGUUUGUUCUACAUUAGCUGCCAGGCUUUGCCGUCAACAUAACUGGCUGAUUAUUCAGUUUAAACCAGUGUUUCAUUAAUUCAGUAUAUAUUGUUUUUAUACAAUAUGACCUGUUUUACAUAAUAUUGAAAUAUUUAUUGAAAAAAGACUGAGGAACAAAUAAAAUGGUCACUAUAGUUAGAAUUUCAUAUCUAUCUGUCUGUCUGUCUGUCUAAAAAAAGUAUUAGUAUUA